UUUGUAGAUUAUCCAAAUUAUAAUUUAUUUUCGCUGGAUGGAACUAGGGCGUGCGGCUUUAAAGAGGUUGACAUAACGGAAAGCAACUUGACUCCGUUUGUAAGUAACUGGUAUCGACUGAAUCAAUGAAGCAGGCAUGCAGAAACUCGGAGGGGGAGAAAUGAAGAUCCAUCACUUUAUCAGGGCCGUUUGUCUUCUAUUUCCAGCGUUCGUCAUAUGUGAGUCGACGAGCCGCCAUGUUCGAGUAAAGCGAAUAGUGGGCGGAGCGCCGCUCGAGGUUGGCCAAUGGCCGUGGCUGGUCUCCCUCCACUUCAGACAGGACCACCCCUUCACCAACAGGACCAGGCUACGUCAUCUGUGCACGGGGUCCUUGAUUCACCCGCGGUGGGUCCUUACAGCAGGACAUUGUUUCGAUGGAAACGAGUGGCCUACGCUCAAUAACAGCAGGAAUUGGGUUGUCGUUCUUGGAGAGCAUAACCAAUACCGACGAGAGGUUGGAGAACAGCGAAUUCGAAUACGUAGAUAUUUUGUACACCCCGAGUAUUCAGCCAGGCCGCUGCUGCGAGAUUUCACUUUGAUCAAGCUCAAGAGACGAGCUCGCCUCACGCCCACGGUGCAGCCCAUUGGGCUCGACUCACAAGGCCGCUGUGAUAACGUCGGCACCGAGGUCGCUGUCGCCGGAUGGGGACAGAUCGCGUACGAGCCGUUUGGCUGGGGAAUGUUCAUCCCGCUGUGGGUGAACGUGACUGUGAUGCGCAAGGCGCCGUGUAUCCGCAGCUACGACGCCGUGCCCGACGACGACCCCGACAAGGCGUACUACCAGCCCCGCGACGACACCAUCAUGUGCGCCGGCACGCCGCCUGGCGGCAAGGACGCGUGCUUGGGCGACUCUGGCGGACCCUUGGCGUGUUUCCACGAUGACCGCUGGCUACUGACGGCCGUUGUUUCGACUGGACACGACUGCGGACACGCCGACUACCCCGGGCUGUACACGAUGGUGAGACCCUACCUGGACUGGAUCCAAUACACCAUGGACAACAACUGAGUGAUCUGAUUGCGCACUCACCAACACCAACUACACACAGUCGGAGAAAUACUAGCGUGUUGUGGUCCACUGUAUUUCAAUCACUUCACUGUUAUACAAUAAAACGUAGACUUGUAUUA
Molecule: messenger RNA, 1164 nt
Organism: Gigantopelta aegis
Lineage: Eukaryota; Metazoa; Mollusca; Gastropoda; Neomphalida; Peltospiridae
Product: serine protease 33-like
Exons: 6
Coding region: 137-1045 (302 amino acids)
Biological process (GO): proteolysis
Molecular function (GO): serine-type endopeptidase activity
Source: RefSeq, a predicted model, not a curated record